GGCGGGUCAGCGCGCCGGCGCAGUGCGUCAGUCACAGGCUGGGUGUUGCAGUUUGGUCCUCGUUUUCCUGAGGUUUGGGCCAGCCAAAAGUCCAGCAGAAAAGAACAUGGUGCUAGAUUUGGAUUUGUUUAGGGUGGAUAAAGGAGGGGACCCAGCCCUCAUCCGAGAGACACAAGAGAAGCGCUUCAAGGACCCGGGACUGGUGGACCAGCUGGUGAAGGCAGACAGCGAGUGGCGACGAUGCAGAUUUCGGGCAGACAACUUGAACAAGCUGAAGAACCUAUGCAGCAAGACAAUCGGAGAGAAAAUGAAGAAAAAAGAGCCAGUGGGAGAUGAUGAAUCCAUUCCAGAGACUGUAUUAAAUUUUGAUGACCUCACUGCGGACACUUUAGCUAAACUGAGCGUCUCACAAAUCAAAAAAGUCCGACUCCUCAUUGACGAAGCCAUUCUGAAGUGUGAUGCUGAGCGGAUAAAGCUGGAAGCAGAGCGAUUUGAGAACCUCCGAGAGAUCGGGAACCUUCUGCACCCCUCUGUGCCCAUCAGUAACGAUGAGGACGCUGACAACAAAGUAGAGAGGAUUUGGGGCGACUGUACGGUCAGGAAGAAGUACUCUCACGUGGACCUGGUGGUGAUGGUAGAUGGCUUUGAAGGCGAAAAGGGAGCCGUGGUGGCUGGAAGUCGAGGGUACUUCCUGAAGGGGGUCCUGGUAUUCCUGGAGCAGGCACUCAUCCAGUAUGCCCUUCGCACCUUGGGAAGUCGGGGCUACACUCCCAUUUAUACUCCCUUUUUCAUGAGGAAGGAGGUCAUGCAGGAGGUGGCACAGCUCAGCCAGUUUGAUGAAGAACUUUAUAAGGUGAUUGGCAAAGGCAGUGAAAAGUCCGAUGACAACUCUUAUGAUGAGAAAUACCUGAUUGCCACCUCAGAGCAGCCCAUUGCUGCCCUACACCGGGACGAAUGGCUCCGGCCGGAGGACCUGCCCAUCAAAUAUGCUGGUCUGUCCACCUGCUUCCGCCAGGAGGUGGGCUCACAUGGCCGUGACACCCGUGGCAUCUUUCGAGUCCAUCAGUUUGAGAAGAUUGAACAGUUUGUGUACGCAUCGCCCCAUGACAACAAGUCGUGGGAGAUGUUUGAAGAGAUGAUCACCACCGCUGAGGAGUUCUACCAGUCUUUGGGGAUCCCUUACCACAUUGUGAAUAUUGUCUCAGGUUCUUUGAAUCAUGCUGCCAGUAAGAAGCUCGACCUGGAGGCCUGGUUUCCGGGCUCGGGAGCCUUCCGGGAGUUAGUCUCCUGUUCUAAUUGCACGGAUUACCAGGCUCGCCGGCUCCGCAUCCGAUACGGGCAGACCAAGAAGAUGAUGGACAAGGUGGAGUUUGUCCACAUGCUCAACGCUACAAUGUGCGCCACUACUCGUACCAUCUGCGCCAUCCUGGAGAACUACCAGGCAGAGAAGGGCAUCAUUGUGCCUGAGAAACUGAAGGAGUUCAUGCCACCAGGACUCCAAGAACUGAUCCCCUUUGUGAAGCCUGCACCCAUUGACCAGGAGCCAUCAAAGAAGCAGAAGAAGCAACAUGAGGGCAGCAAAAAGAAAAUGGCAGCAAGAGAUGUCACCCUGGAAAACCGGCUGCAGAAUAUGGAGGUCACUGAUGCCUGAACAUUCCUGCCUCCCAGUUUGCCAGGCUUUCAUUUCUGUCUGCUGGGAUCGCAGAGCCUGCCCAAGAGCAGGGAAGCCAAGCACCCACUCAUUGCCCUGCUCCCAUCUGACUGCAUAGGUAGAAGGGCAACAGUCUGUCAAAUACAACACACGUUGUCUCUUCGCAUGGGCAUAGGAGCUAAUCACUGAUGACUGAUGAAACCAUGUAAUAAAACAUCCCUGGGGAGGGCUCAGGACUCUUCCUCAGUCUUCUACCCAGGACUUGAGCCC
Messenger RNA from Propithecus coquereli (Coquerel's sifaka), 1921 nucleotides. RefSeq names its product seryl-tRNA synthetase (gene SARS1). Bases 107 to 1651 code for a protein of 514 amino acids. NCBI's taxonomy places the organism in Eukaryota, Metazoa, Chordata, Mammalia, Primates, Indriidae. Gene Ontology annotation, molecular function: serine-tRNA ligase activity; tRNA binding; ATP binding. The transcript is spliced from 11 exons. Gene Ontology annotation, cellular component: cytosol. Gene Ontology annotation, biological process: seryl-tRNA aminoacylation. The record is from RefSeq and is a predicted model, not a curated record.